AUGCCAUCUUUUGACGUAAGUUUAGACCCAGAUGAGCUGUCUAUUUCUACAGAUGUUCGUGAACGGGAUCGCAUCCGCCUUGAACGGGAACUUGAGAAGGAAUUGAAUGGGUUUUCUUUUAGUAAAACUAGUUCUCAUGAGCCAAGUUGUGAUACAGUGCGUCCUGGUCAAGUGGAUUUGAAUCAGACAUUUUUUGUAGAUUCUUUAGAUACAAAGAGCUUAAAUAAGCAUUUUCAGGACUUUAGUAUGGGAGUUAGUGGAUCACUGGAUGGUAGUAGUAUUGAAAGGGGAGUAGGGCUUCAAUUGGGGACGUCAAAUUUGAAAAAUGAGUUUUCGAAAAUAUAUACAGGGUCUACUAAGUCGUUUGAUCGUCCUAUUGUUUCGGAUAAUAAUUUUAUGGCAGCUAUUAAAAGUCCUCUUGAAUCGACAACCUCAGAUUAUGCAGAUGUUGCUGCUAAAAUAAAACAUAUGUAUUCUCCUUUUAAUAAAGUGACAGAAGAUGUAGAUUUUACGUUUUCAUAUGAUAAGAAUUAUUGUAAACAGGAUGAACAAUCUCCGGAAAUGAUGAACAAAAGCAAACUUACAUAUGCGUUAAAAAAAACAGAGGGGUUAUCAAAUAUACCAAUUGUUGAGAGAGAUAGGAAUAUAAUGGCACCGGCUUUUACGAAGACCAAGUCUCCUGUUUUCCAGCGUUUUCGUCGUCCAUCUAUUGUAAAUAAUGAAAAUAUUUAUUCGGAACCAAAAUCAAAUAAAUCUUUUCGAAAAGGAGGGAACAAUGGAGAAAAGAAGUUAUCUAAUUUUAAUCAUAAUAUGAAAGCAAUUCCUCGCUCAUUUAAAUCUGCGUCUGGUUUAAUGCAAGAACUUGGAUUAGAUGAUCGUCAAGGAAAUACAAGAACAAAUAUACCGUUAAGCACAGAAAUGACUCAGUCAUUUCAGCUUCCAGAUAUGACUGGAAUAUCUUCAUUAGUUUGUGAUGAUACGCAUCCUAUUGUAAACAAAAUUGAAGUUAUUACUAAAGAUAACUAUAAGGAUUUAGAAUCAAUACCUAUAUCAUCUAAUGAUAAGGCCAUUUUAUUAGCUAUAAGAGAAUUACAAAACAAUAUAAAUGAACUUGAAGCGAGAGAGUCUGCUUCAAAAAAACGUAUUCAAAAUCUGGAAAAAGAACUGGAGAAUGCUAAGCAAUUAUAUCAUGUUGAGCAAAAACGAACUGUAUCUAUUGAACAAAACCAAGAAGCUAAUAAUGAUAAGAAUGGGGUUUUGAAUCAAAAUUCUGAAACACAUAAUCGCGAGAAGCUUUCUUAUACAAUGGAACGCAUGAGGUUAAAAAAUGAUAUUUCUGCCUUGAAAUCUCAGGUUGAAAGUCUUGAACAUGAACUUAGUAUUAGCAAAUCUAGAAUAGACGAUAUUAAAGAAAAAAAGAAUGAAGUUUCGAAGAAGUUAACAGAAGCGUUAUCUAAAAUUGAUCAUUUAAAACUGGAAAAUAAGAAAUUGAUCGAAGAGAUUGAGGAUUUAAAAAAGAAAUAUAAGAUAAAAAUGGCUUCUGAAAAUAUUAAGAAAGCUUCUGAAUUUCGUUUAAAAUCACCAUUAAAAGAGAAGAACUGUUCAGCAAAAGUUUUAUUACAAUCAGAUAGUAACGAAACAGAUGACGAAAUAUCAAAAGAACGUGGAUCUUGUUCUACAGAGACCGAUGAGGAAGAAAUUGGCGAAUUAACUAAAUCCUUGCAUAAAACAAAAAAAAAUCAGUCUUUAAAAGCAUUUCGAACUAAUAAAAAUAAUCAUUCUGCUCCUAUUGUUUCUUCCAAGAGUUCUAAAAAAAAGAGUAAACAAGAAUCUAAGAAGUCUUCUAAGAAAUUAAAAUCAAAUUCUCAGAAUCCAUCAAAAAAACAUCAUAUUUAUUCUGAUGUAAUCGAAGAAACAGACAGCAGUGAUAAUACUUCUGAAUGUAAUUAUGGUAGAGAAUAUUCAUCUAAUGAUGAUGAUUUAUUAAACCAAGAACCUCCAUGGAUACAUGUUGAAAAUAAGUUGAAGACAAAAUUAAGUAAAUCAAGACAAAUAUAUGAAGACGAAUUUAAAGGAAAUGUUCGUUCAAAACCAUAUGUAGAUGUAAAUGCUCAAAAAAUUAUUGAGGAACUUGAUUGCCACAAUCCUGUAAGUUGUUCUGUUUGUACUCGCAGAAGACAGAAAGGAAUUCUAUCUGAGAAAAAUAAAGAUCGAUUAUCUUUUUCUGCAAAAACAAAACAGUUGGAUAAUAUAUUUGAGGAAGAAAAUACGAUUAGACCUUCAAUGUCCCCAAAAAGUGCUCUUUCAAUGGUUAUAACACAAUUAGAAGAUGAGUUUAAACAUUUGAAAUUAAGAUAUCAGGAAUUUAUUCAGUCUUACGAAAAGGUAGAUCCUUCUAUAGGAAAAAGGAAACGAAAAGCUCUUGCUGGUAAGCUUAAGAAUAUUAUCGAAGAAUUAGAAGCAAAAGCAGAUCAAAUUUAUGCACUGUACGAUGUAGUUGAAAUGGCUAAAGAAGGUGAUGAUAUUUUAAAGAAGGUAUUAAGAAACAGUAAAACGAAUGUUUAGUUUAUAUUACAUAUUUUUAUCUUAUUCUAUGUUUAUCUUUUUUAAAAACGGUAUCAAUAAUUUAACAUGAGUUUUGGUAUAUAUG
Pneumocystis murina B123 is the source of this 2650-nucleotide messenger RNA. RefSeq lists its product as hypothetical. The record is from RefSeq and is a predicted model, not a curated record. The coding region runs from base 1 to 2565 and encodes 854 amino acids. Gene Ontology annotation, molecular function: microtubule binding. The transcript has 7 exons. NCBI's taxonomy places the organism in Eukaryota, Fungi, Ascomycota, Pneumocystomycetes, Pneumocystales, Pneumocystaceae.